Molecule: messenger RNA, 255 nt
Organism: Laccaria bicolor S238N-H82
Lineage: Eukaryota; Fungi; Basidiomycota; Agaricomycetes; Agaricales; Hydnangiaceae
Exons: 2
Coding region: 1-255 (84 amino acids)
Source: RefSeq, a predicted model, not a curated record
AUGCUGUACAACGGCGGGAAUAAGUGUAUCAUUCAAUUCAAGGUAGUGUUCGCAAGUUCAUUUCAGUCCGGUUUUUUGCCCCCAAAACGCGCAACCGUGGACCGCAACCGGUCUAGGACCGAUCCAGAUAUUGAGGGAACUGAACCGAACCACCUAGGACCGGUCUAUUUCGGUCUAUGGAGCCGGUUCAGACCGAUCCAGACCGGUUUUUUUGCGUAUAAUUUAUUAUACCAAUAUAAACCAUUUGUAUCUUGA